Messenger RNA from Theobroma cacao (cacao), 5449 nucleotides. RefSeq names its product ubiquitin-protein ligase 4 (gene UPL4). The record is from RefSeq and is a predicted model, not a curated record. Gene Ontology annotation, biological process: protein polyubiquitination; proteasome-mediated ubiquitin-dependent protein catabolic process. Gene Ontology annotation, molecular function: ubiquitin protein ligase activity. Lineage: Eukaryota; Viridiplantae; Streptophyta; Magnoliopsida; Malvales; Malvaceae.
UCUACAAUGUUUCCAAAAAAUUACAGAAAAUGCCCUCCUUUACUGCCUCCAUCAUCAUCAUCAUCAUCAUCAUCAUCAUCAUCAUCACAAUCGCAUAAAAUCUCUUCUUAAAUUUAAUCAAAGAUUGAGAAGAGAAGAAAAGAAAAGAAGCAAGAAAAGACCGUCUCCCUUCUAUAAUUGAACCCCGUUGAUUGAAAAUUGUAGGUCUUCGAUUCUCUCGAAAGGCCGAUUAACACAAAUUCUUCUCUUCUCUUACAAAUUAGGUUUGAGUGAAAUAUUUAUUGAGAAAUUCUUCAGUUAAAGGCCGAACAAAGAAAGAAAAAAUUCAAAUGGGAAAUCGAGGACAGAAACGAACGGAAACAGCCGAUGAAUUACCAGCAGAUAAGCGAGCUUGUAGUUCGUUAGAGUUUCGACCGAGUUCCUCCAACUCUUCCUCAAUCCAAACUCACCUCAAUUCGCCAAAUUCCACUCCCGAUGCUGACAUGGACACUUCCUCCUCCGCCUCGGCCUCCAGCCGAUCAGACGGUGAACACGAGAAGGAAGAGGAUUCCGCUUACGGAUCAUGCGAUUCCGAGGACGCGGAGCAACAACCGCGGCACCACAUUUUAAGAGAUUAUCAGAGAAGAAGAUCGUCGAGUGAUCACGGAAAAUUGAAUAACAUCUUGUCAAAUUUAAAUGAAGAAGGAAAUGGAGAUUCUGGUCAAUUGGCUGCGUUGACAGAACUUUGUGAAGUAUUGUCGUUUUGUACAGAGGAUUCGAUUUCAAGUUUGAUGGCGGAUACUUUAUCACCAAUACUUGUAAAGCUUGCAAAGAAUGAGAGUAAUGCUAAUAUAAUGUUGUUGGCAAUAAGGAGUAUAACUUAUUUGUCUGAUGUCUUUCCUAGAUCAUCUGGUUUCCUUGUUAGGCAUGAUGCAGUUCCUGCUCUUUGUCAAAGAUUAUUGGCUAUUGAAUAUGUGGAUGUAGCCGAGCAGUGUUUGCAAGCAUUGGAGAAAAUAUCUCGUGAUCAACCGCUUGCAUGCUUACAGGCUGGUGCAAUUAUGGCUGUUCUAAAUUUUAUUGAUUUUUUCUCCAUAAGUGUGCAGAGAGUUGCACUUUCCACGGUGGUGAACAUUUGUAAGAAACUUCCUUUGGAGGGUCCUGCACCUUUCGUGGAGGCUGUUCCAAAACUAUGUGAUUUACUUCAGCAUGAGGAUCAACAGCUUGUUGAAAGUGUGGCAACUUGUUUGAUCAAAAUAGCUGAGCGAAUGUGCCAGUCUUCUGAGAUGCUGGAGGAACUUUGUAAGCACGAGCUGAUUAAUCAAGUUACACACCUUAUGAACUUGAAUAGCCGAACUACUGUAUCCCAGCCAAUUUACAAUGGCUUGAUAGGAUUACUUGUCAAACUUUCUUCUGGUUCAUUUGUAGCUUUUAGGAGCCUGUAUGAGCUAAACAUAAGCAGCAUAUUGAAGGAUUUGUUAUCUACUUAUGACCUCACACAUGGAAUGUCUUCUCCACACUCAGUUGAUGGCAAUUGCAAUCAGGUACAUGAAGUUCUGAAGUUGCUCAAUGAGCUGCUUCCCACCUCAACUGGAGAUCUAGGUAAUCAGCUACUGUUGGAUAAAAAAUCAUUUUUAGCUGAUCACCCUGAUCUUCUGCAAAAAUUUGGAAUGGAUAUGCUUCCCAUGUUGGUCCAGGUAGUUAAUUCUGGUGCAAACAUAUAUGUUUGCUAUGGCUGUCUAUCUGUUAUCAGCAAGUUAGUUUUUCUGAGCAAAUCUGACAUGCUUGUUGAAUUGCUUAAGACUGCCAACAUUCCGAGUUUCCUGGCCGGAGUGUUUACUCGAAAAGAUCACCAUUUGCUGAUGUUAGCCCUACAGAUUGUUGAGAUGAUCCUUCAAAAGCUCUCUGAUGUUUUUUUGAACUCAUUCAUAAAGGAGGGUGUCUUUUUUGCCAUCGAUACACUGCUAAUGCCGGAAAAAUGCUCCCAAGUGAUGCUUCCAGUGUUUAGUGGCUUCCAAUCAUUAUUUGAUUCUAGCCAAAAAUCUUCCGCAAGGGAUAUCCGGCGAUGCUUGUGUUAUGCAUUUGAUACAGUGCCAUCUUCCUCAGCUCCACCUUGCAAGCUUGACAAGGAUUCUGUUUGCAAUCUUGCAAAACACAUUAAAACCAAUUACUUUGCUCCUGAAUUAUUGGACUCUGAGAAAGGAAUGACUGAUAUUCUUCAAAACCUCAGAACCUUCUCAGCUGCCUUGAGUGAUUUGAUAAACAUGCCUGUUGAUGAUGAUACUCCUGCUCAACAUGAAGAGAAGUUCCAUAGUAUAUUGCAUCAAAUUAUGCUGAAGCUUAAUGGUAGAGAGCAUGUUUCCACUUUUGAAUUUAUUGAAAGUGGAAUCGUGAAAGCGCUUAUGCAUUACCUAUCUAAUGGUCUUUACCUAAGAAAUAAUGUGGAAUUUAAUGGUAUAUAUAAUCAUUUGCUUGUUCUUGGAAAGAGAUUUGAGGUGUUUGCAAAGUUGUUUUUGUCUUAUUCAGAUAUCCCUGUUGAGGACUUGCCUCUGUCAGUAUUAAUACAAAAAUUACAAAGUGCAUUGUCAUCUUUGGAAAAUUUCCCUGUUAUUCCAAGCCACGGAUUCAAGCAGAAAACUUCAUUUGCUACUGUCCCAAAUGGACGUUGCAUUAUGUAUCCAUGUUUUAGGGUUCGUUUUGUGAGGGGAGAGGGGGAGACCUGCCUAUCUGAUUGCCCUGAAGAUAUUUUGACUGUAGAUCCUUUUUCUUCAUCAGAUGCCAUUGAAGGAUAUCUUUGGCCCAAAGUUUUCAUUAAAAGAACAGAAAAUGGGGAAUCAGAUGCCGAAGCAUUGGAACAGAUGGAAAGUCAACCUAUUCAUUUGCCAUCAAAUGCAAACUCUAGUCAAGGCGAGAGUUCUGGUUUUAUAGACAGCAUGUCCGCUGAUUUGCCUGAGAUGCAGGAAGAUGAGGCUAACUUAUCACAGUUUGCCUCUGAAGAAGUGCAUUUCAGAGAAUCAAAUUCUGGUGAAACAAUGUCUUUGGAUGAAACUAAUAUGGGCUCUACUGCACAAGUACAACAGUUUCCUACAGAGUCAACUACAAAAAUGAAACCUCAGUGUUCUGCAUCUGGUAACAAUGACAAUGAAGAUUCUUCACCUAGACUAUUGCUUUAUCUAGAAGGGCAUCAACUAGAUCGAACUUUGACACUAUAUCAAGCAAUUCUUCAACAGCUACUAAAUUCAGAGAAUGAAUUUAUUACAUGGGCUAAAUUGUGGACUCGAGUGUAUACACUAACAUACAAGAAGGCUUUGGAAUCUAAGCAAGAUGAUGCUCAAGAACAUACAUUGCUAGAACAGAAGUCCUCAAUAUCAGAUAAAAAUGUUGCCUCUAUGCAGAAUAUGGAAUUUUUUUCCAGCCUGUUUGCUUGCAAACUUGCUUCUAAUUUGGAUAAGUCAAGUCCUGCUUAUGAUAUACUGUUUCUGCUGAAAAGCUUGGAAGGAAUCAACAAAUGUUCAUUUCAUCUAAUGUCUUAUGAGAGAAUACGAGCUUUUGCUGAAGGUAGAAUUGAUAACUUGGAUAAUUUGAAGGUAAUGGUUCAUUCGGUGCCUCAAAAUGAGUUUGUCAGCAGUAGGUUGACAGAAAAACUAGAACAGCAGAUGCGUGAUUCUUUUACUUUGUCCACUGGCGGUAUGCCUUCAUGGUGUAAUCAGUUAAUUGCUUCAUGUCCCUUUUUGUUUAGCUUUGAGGCAAAAUGUAAGUACUUCCGAUUGGCUGCUUUUGGUCCACGAAGAGUUCAACUUCAUACUACGUUACGCAGUAAUUCAGGUGCUUCAAAUGACAGGCAAUCUACCGCAGCUGGUUUGCCUCGUAAGAAGUUUUUAGUUUGGCGGGAUCGAAUUCUGGAUUCUGCAACGAGGAUGAUGGACUUACAUGCUCGUCAUAAGGGACUUCUUGAAGUGGAAUAUAAUGAAGAAGUCGGCACUGGUCUUGGUCCAACUUUGGAAUUCUAUACUCUUGUUUGUCAUGAAUUUCAGAAAUCUGGCCUUGGCAUUUGGAGAGAGGACUAUAGGUCGAUUAUCACUUCAGAAACCUUGCCUGUUGUGGAUUCUGGAAUUCUGAUAAACCCUUACGGGCUUUUCCCUCAUCCAUGGUCACCUACAACAGAUUCAUGCAAUGGGAUACAGUUCUCUGAAGUAUUAAAAAAGUUUGUUCUUUUGGGUCAAAUUGUUGCAAAGGCUAUUCAAGAUGGAAGGGUCCUGGAUGUUCCCUUCUCCAAAGCCUUCUACAAAAUAAUUCUGGGGCAGGACCUUUGUUUGUAUGACAUCCAAUCGUUCAACCCUGAGCUUGGUAGGACACUACUGGAGUUUCAGGCUAUUGUUGAUCGGAAAAUGCAUUUGGAAUCCAUUUGUGUUGAAAACUCAACAUUGAAACUAGAUUUAUGCUUUCGGAAUACCAGGAUUGAGGACCUUUGUCUUGACUUUACCCUUCCUGGUUAUCCAGAUUAUGUUCUUUCUUCCGAGUGUAAUCACAAAAUGGUAAAUUUGGCUAACUUGGACAAUUAUAUCAAGCUUGUUGUGGAUGCUACCAUACAUACUGGAAUUGCCAGACAAGUUGAAGCUUUCAAAUCUGGAUUUAAUCAGGUUUUUGCAAUUAAGCAUCUCCAUAUUUUUACUGGGGAGGAACUAGAGCGUUUACUUUGUGGAGAACGUGAUUUCUGGGCUUUCAACGAACUUCUGGAACAUAUAAAGUUCGAUCAUGGAUAUACAGCUAGCAGUCCACCCAUCAUUAAUCUACUGGAAAUUAUACAAGAGUUUGAAUAUGCACAACGGCGAGCAUUUCUGCAGUUUGUGACCGGCGCACCUCGGCUACCUCCAGGAGGUUUGGCUUCUCUAAAUCCAAAAUUGACGAUUGUUCGCAAGCAUAGUAGCAAUAGUGCUGAUACAGAGCUGCCCAGUGUUAUGACUUGUGCCAAUUACCUGAAGUUGCCGCCUUAUUCUUCAAAAGAGAGGAUGAAAGAGAAGCUGUUGUACGCGAUAACAGAAGGGCAAGGCUCGUUCCACCUUUCAUAGCUUUUGCAGGUAAUGAUAUGUGAAUUGUAAUUAUUAGGUCGGUGGGUGUUGUACAUGAAGUGUUAGCGGGAGAGGGAGUGGGAGUGGGGAGUUUGAUGGGUGAAAGAGGAGCUGAUUGUUGCGGGAACAAGAGGAAGCCCUAUAUGAGAUUGCUGACAAAUAUUUGGUGGCAAAUUUGUAAAUAGAAGAACUGGAAAUGAUGCAGAAUAGUUGUUUUAGUUCAAAGCCUGGGAGCUGUACAGGGAGAGAUGGGAGGUUUUCAGAUGGUUGGCUGUUCUUCCUUCACUUAAUGCACAAAAUUAUGUACAGAGAUUUCGUUUUUACUUUUCUUUUUUUUUUUUAUUUAGAACUAGCUUUAUUCAAUCAAUGAAACUGAAAUUACUGAAAUUAAAAUAUUUUUUUAA